Pochonia chlamydosporia 170 is the source of this 1188-nucleotide messenger RNA. RefSeq names its product serine/threonine-protein phosphatase PP1-1. Gene Ontology annotation, molecular function: protein serine/threonine phosphatase activity. Gene Ontology annotation, biological process: G1/S transition of mitotic cell cycle; peptidyl-serine dephosphorylation. Gene Ontology annotation, cellular component: cytoplasm. NCBI's taxonomy places the organism in Eukaryota, Fungi, Ascomycota, Sordariomycetes, Hypocreales, Clavicipitaceae. The transcript is spliced from 4 exons. The record is from RefSeq and is a predicted model, not a curated record. The coding region runs from base 1 to 1188 and encodes 395 amino acids.
AUGGCGACAAACGUCCCUCGACCGGGCCCCGCCAACUUGGGUCCCAAUGCGGGCUUGGACGAAUGGCUGGAGGAAGCUAAACAAUGCCACUAUCUGCCCGAAAGGGCCAUGAAGGAGUUGUGCGAGAAGGUGAAGGAGAUACUUAUGGAAGAAUCCAACAUUCAACCCGUCUGCACGCCCGUCACAGUUUGCGGAGAUAUACACGGCCAGUUUUAUGAUCUUUUGGAGUUGUUCCGGGUGUCUGGUGGCAUGCCGGGAGAGAGUAAUGUUCAAGCGCCGAAAACAGCCACGACGGUCAUCACAUCCGACGACAUCGAGCCGCCGAGCGAAAUCACAAACCCCAAAUUGAGGAAGAAGCUGCGGUCUCCCGUGGGUGAUACGAGUGGCGCUGAGGGCGAGGAUGAUGCCGAUGCGCCUGCUGGUUCUCGCCCAGGAUCAUCUUUAUCAGGCACCAACGUCACAUCUGUUCAGAGCGCGGAGACCCGGUUCAUUUUCCUCGGAGACUUUGUCGACAGAGGCUACUUCAGUUUGGAGACCUUUACGUUACUUAUGUGUUUGAAGGCCAAGUACCCCGACCGAAUUGUUCUCGUCCGUGGCAACCACGAAUCCCGGCAAAUCACACAGGUUUACGGCUUUUAUGAAGAAUGUCAGCAAAAAUAUGGAAACGCCUCGGUCUGGAAGGCUUGCUGCCACGUCUUUGAUUUUCUCGUUCUUGCAGCCAUUGUCGACGGCGAAGUACUAUGUGUCCACGGUGGUCUGAGCCCUGAAAUCAGAACGAUUGACCAAAUUCGCGUUGUUGCCCGUGCCCAGGAGAUCCCCCACGAAGGAGCGUUUUGCGACUUGGUCUGGUCGGACCCCGAGGAUGUCGAAACAUGGGCCAUCAGCCCACGAGGCGCCGGCUGGCUUUUUGGUGACAAGGUCGCCACCGAAUUUAAUCAUGUAAACGGCUUGAAGUUGAUUGCGCGAGCUCACCAGCUCGUCAAUGAAGGUUACAAGUAUCAUUUUGCUGAAAGCUCGGUUGUAACGGUUUGGUCUGCACCAAACUACUGCUACCGAUGCGGCAACGUUGCUUCAAUCAUGACUGUAGACAAAGAUUUGAACCCAAGAUUUAGCAUAUUUUCGGCGGUACCGGAUGAUCAGAGGCAUGUGCCUGCGAGCAGGAGAGGGCCGAGCGACUACUUCUUGUGA